This is a messenger RNA of Galleria mellonella (greater wax moth), 3511 nucleotides long. RefSeq names its product protein windpipe (gene wdp). The coding region runs from base 355 to 2478 and encodes 707 amino acids. The transcript is spliced from 3 exons. Gene Ontology annotation, molecular function: protein binding. The record is from RefSeq and is a predicted model, not a curated record. Lineage: Eukaryota; Metazoa; Arthropoda; Insecta; Lepidoptera; Pyralidae.
GUUUGGAUGCUACUGCAGCGUCGCCGGCUGUAAACGCCGGCUGCCAGUUCGCAACGAUCCAUCGGCUCGUUACCACGCCACUCAUACGCACUGACCGUGGCGUGAGAACUUUAAAAAAAAUAUAUAAAAUAAAAAAAAAAAUUGGCAGUGCAUAAAGUGACAGUGCGACAGUGAACUGAAAUUUGUGAUCAGGAAAAUUAGACCAGAACUAGUUUUCGUAUUCGACCGAUAGCGAUCAGAAGUUACGAUUCGACUGUUUCAGUUUUCAGACUUUUUGCACAUUUUUAUCGAAGUGCAAGAUAUGGAAUGUCGCAACUGAUCACAACUUUUGUAUUUAGGUGCUGAGUUCCAACCAUGGCGAUGUGGCUUCAAGAAACCUUCUAUUUUCUGGCAAUAUUCCUGUUGGCGACGCCCAGUUUAGCAGCAGUCUGUCCUGAUAGUUGUGUGUGUAGUACCACUCGUGAUGGACUCCAUCGCGCCACCUGCAGUGAUCUCGUCAAACUAUACAAAUUCACCCUUCGUCAAAAGCAUCAUAAUAUAAACAUUUUGGAUCUGUCGCAUAAUAAUAUUACCAAGCUGACACAUGAACUUGAUCGUCUUACUGAAGUGGUCACAUUAGAUCUUUCCACCAAUGGAAUAACGAAUCUAAACAAAUUCUUACAUAAUGCUAAAAAAUUGGUUCAUCUCAAUCUUGCCAAUAACAGGAUACGAACGCUUUCCUUAACGCAACUACCUACUAGUGUCAGUUCAUUAGAUUUAACUAAUAAUCUAUUGGAAGAUGUACCUUCGGAUUUUGGCCAUCUCAUUGGUUUGGAACAUUUAGAAUUAGAGGGUAAUCCUCUUAAUUGCUCAUGUGAAAACAUAAUGGCACGGGAUCGUUUGUUGCUGUCAAAUGUAUUUAUCGAUACAGUUGUGUGUAAUGCCCCUAAAAAAUUAAAAGGCCGAUCUUGGCUUGAAUUAAAAACAAAGGAUAUUUGUAAAAUUCCAAGAUCAGAACCAAAUUAUCUAGAUAUGAUGUUGGGUGAUCAGCCAAUAGAUGCAAUGCGAAUUGGUGAAGAAACUACGGCUCUAAAGUCAAUGCCUUUAGUAGCUAGUAAUGAUUUAGAGGAUGGUAAUGUCAUACAGGGAGGUAAUGAUGUUGAAAAUGAUGAUGAUGACGUAAAACAAUUUAUGAAAGUUGGCCACUCUACUUCUCAAUCUCCUUUAGAUGAUAUUGAAGGGUCUGGUGAAGCUGAGAGUACGACAGUACCUGUUAUUAUUACACCUUUACAAGAUCAAGAUCGUAAAUUGGAUUCGAAAAUGUUUGAAGAUGAUGACAUUUUCCCAGCAAAUAAUGUUCCUAAUGCGACUUCUGAUGAAGGAUCAGGAGAAGGAUCUGGAUCUGGUUUUAUACCAUUCCAAAUCUUUAACGAAGAAGAUACGACGGAAGCUGUUACUCCCGCAUUUGUGGAAUUAAAUCCAGGUCCAGUACGUCGAAUAUUUGAAGAUAAUUUCAAUAAUAGCACAGAAUUUCCCAUACCAGAGGCACCGUCUGUUUAUGAAGGCGGUUCAGAUUGGCAAAUAAAAUCGGAAGUUACUGAUAUUCCUACGGAAUAUCCUGCAACAGUUCAAGUAUCACGGGAUACUACAGUAUCAGAACAUAUAAGAGUAACUCAGGCAUCAGAGAAUUUAGGUGCAGCACCAACAACUAUUAAAAAAGAGGUGACGCAUAAAACUGGUACUUAUGUUUGUAUUGCAAUUAUCGUUGUUCUAUUGGUAGGGUUAAUUGGGUUUGCUAUAAUCAAAGGCCAAAUAAGAAAAAGAAGAGAUAGAAGAAUUCUAAGACAACAGAAAACAGAUGUAGAAAAAGCUACAAAAGAAAUGGUAGAAAUGAAUACAGCAUUAUUAGGUAAACCAGCUGGUUUAGAUCCUUCUAAAGAAAAAGCGGUAAAUGGUAAAUACAUGAAAGUACCCACACAUGAGCCAAUUCAAAAAAAAGGCGAAAAUGGUGAUGUUGUUAAUGGAAUAAAAUAUAAUGGCAAUAAUGGUACAAGAACUGAUAGUCCAAGAGAUACAAACCAGAAUAAAAAUAGCUCAAAAGAUAAUAAUUUAGUGGAAGAAAAACAAACUCCCCAAGAAGAAACAUCGGCCGAAUCGGCACCAGCUUCACCUGAUUCUAGAAAAGACACAAAUUCUUUAUCUAGUGAAGACAUUUUUGUGCCUCUGAAUGACGAUGAUACACCUAGAUUAAAUGGGAAUGCUGAUUCCGAUUUUUCUCAGCCUCUAAUUAAUGGUGAUCAAAAUACAGAUUCUGAUUUCCUUUCACCAUCUCGUGACUAUGUUCCAGUUUAUUCACCAGAUAUGGGAAGGGUCCGAAUAAAGAUGACAGAAAUUCCAAAGCCGAAAACACCAGUUCUAGUCACCAGAAGUAGAUCAAAUGCUGGAGACAUCAUUAUUACUCCUUCAGGAGAUACUAAUGGGCGCAAGUCAACCACUUGAAACUUAGUGUUAAUAGAAAAAACAUUAGCACUUAUUAUUAGUGUCAAACAGUGUCAGUCAACAAACACUUCACUAUUGGCGAAAUUCUGUGAUUAUUUUGUGUGCAUAGUUGGAGCAAAUCUUAUGUGUGAAGAACUGGUAUAUUUGGUUGGUCAGUACGUUUUAAGUAUAGAUUGAUAUUUGCUGCCAAAGUGUGUUUGUAGUCGACGGUGCCUUUAACUUGUUAGUGGUAUAAAUAUUUAUGAGAGUAUAUUGCGCAAUAAAUAAAUCAUAUUUUUAUACGUGUAAAAAGUGUUGCCAUGUUCAUGUUAGUAAUAACGUAUAUUUUUAGUAAUUAUUAUUAAUAAUUUCUAUAUUUCUGUAGUUGUCUACGUAACAACCAAUGUGUGUUUGUACAAUCAUUUUAUUGCAUGUAUGUGUAUCUAUUGACGUUACUGAUAGAAAUUGUACAAUUCUUGGUUUCUAAAAUUUAAUGGUUGUGUACUUACUAUCCUGCAUAGACAGUAAUAUAAUAACAACGAAAGUAAAUUUGGCUAUGUUUAUUUUCUAAUUAUUCCAGAGAGAUUCAUUCUUGUAAGGUCUGGCUAAAAAUAAGUUCCUCUGAAGUAAUUUUUAUACUAGUUUAAUGUUAGUAUUUAAGAAUGUGAUACCAUUUAUUUUAAGUAAUUUCCGCUAUUCAUAUUUGUAUGUAUAUAAAUUAAUUCGAUUUCCUUCAUGUAUGUAUAGUUAUCUAGUUUUAUUUUGUAUUCGCAAUUGUUUUAUUUCGUAAUUAAGGACUGCUUUUUAUUAUAUAUUUACUGCGCUUAUAUCAAUCAACCUACAUAUUUAGUUUUUAAAUGGGCAAGUAAUUUAAUUAAAUGGUAAUAAUAUAAAAAUUUGAUUGAAUCUUACACUACAGCGGUAAUGUAAGAACCAAUCAAAAUCUUUUUUUAUUAAUAAAUGGAACAAAAUAUUGAACAAUAAUAGUUUUCUAAGCAGAUUCUAUGAAAAUGAUGUAUUUUUCAACAAUAAGAUAUAAAUGGUUGAUUCGAAA